GCAACCAGCCUGAAUGCAAGGCGUCCUUUGAAGGGUGUGACCCAAACAGCUUACCAUAGGCGGCAAAGAUUGGGGGUGGGGUGGGCUUGGCAACACCAGGGACGGGAUGUGCGCCCAUGACGUUACAACAUGUUUACAUACAUUCACAGAUGGCAGAGCACGUUGUUGGCGACGACGUGGCGAGCGUUAUGCCAGGGCACAAUUCUUUAACUUGACCAGUUUGAGGGUGGUUGAGUUAUGGUGUGGGGCGGUAUCACACAUGACAGGCGAAGUGAUUUGGUUAUUGUGAAUAGACAUUUGACAGUCCAGCGAUGUGUUGACGAAACGUCCGGUCGUUCCAUUCGUUUGAAAAAUCGGCAGACAUGUUGAACUGCAAGAUGACAAUGCCAGAUCAUAUCGUGCCAAGGUCGCCAUCGAUUAUCUCAGACGAGAAGGUAUACGGACAUUGGACUGGCCCGACCGGAAUAUUGCUGAGUGCGGCGUUAAACAACAAACCAACCAACCACCUCAGCAUAGAGCAUCUGUGGGACCCGGCAACAUUGCCCAGCUUGGGGCAGCUCUCGGCUUAAACCUGAAUAAGCCAGAGCAAUGUCCUCUCUAUUCGGGCAGCUGAAAGCUUUGCUUUGGAGGAAUAUUCUCCUCAAGAAGCGGAACAAGAAACAGCUUAUACAGGAGCUGUUUUACCCAAUCUACUUUGUCCUGCUCCUCUCACUUAUUAAAACUCUCGCCAAGCCAAGUACGACUCCCCCGACCCCGGAGUUCCCCCAGUACAAUCUUACAGACCCACGCUUCAUCCUCAACACCAAAGGAAACAUCCUGGUGGUGCCAGACACACCAGAAGUCAAGGAUAUUAUUGCCAAUGUCGAAGGUUACAUUGGGAGCCUCAAUGUGAUCUACAGCGCCACAGAAGCUGAAGCUGUAGCUUUGUACAAAGCAACUUCAAACAAUGUCUCAGCCGGGAUUGUGUUCAAUGACACAGGAGAUAAUCCUGUCUAUUCAAUACGAACAACGUACAAUGAUGACCUACUUAGUACUAAGUUGUUCACUGGCAAAGGUGAAUGCCUCAAGGCCGACAGGGCUGCAACAGAUUCUAACUGCAAGGCCAAUAAAUAUCUCACGACUGGAUUUGCUUGGCUUCAGCGUGCCAUUGAAGCUGCAUUUAUCAAGAAAAAAUCUGCAACUUUCUCUCUGCCGGAAGUGUUUGUCCAGAUGAUGCCCAAGGAGGAAUUUAGGAGUGAUGUCACGUACAUCCAGUAUCUGGCGUCGGUCUACUUUGUUAUGGCUUACUCGUCCUUCGUGAACUUCCUCACUGUCAACAUAGUAGCCGAGAAGGAGAAGAAGAUACGGGAAGGGAUGAAAAUGAUGGGCCUGAGGGACUCCGUUUUGUGGUUAUCAUGGAGUUUGACAUACACUUUACUCAUCGCCGUGGUAACAGCUGUCAUCACUAUCAUUGCCUAUGGCUUCGGGUUCUACAGCAGAAGCAGCAAUUUGUUCAUCUUUUUCCUGUUGAUGCUGCUAUAUGGGAUCUCAAUCAUCACCAUGGCGUUUGCAGUCACACCGUUCUUCCGCAAGGCGCAGGCAGCAGGCAUGGUCACAAGUUUCGCAACCAUAGCAAUCAGUUGUCUGUAUUUUGCUGUUAGCCUGACAAGGGAGACCACUCGUGAUGGCUAUCACUACCCUUAUGCCCCAGGAGGAGUCUGGGCCAUUUGUCUUUUGUCUCCAGUUGCUUUAGCCUUGGGCAUAGACCAGGGUAUUUACCUGGACACUGCUAAAGGAGGAAUGACAUUCGCCAACAUGUCCGAGGGGGAGUUUCCACUGUCUGGCCCAAUCAUCAUGCUGGUCGUUGACAUCAUCUUGUAUGCAGUGAUAGCCGUAUACUUCGACCAUGUCAUUCCCGGUGAAUUCGGUCCUCGAUACCCCCCCUGGUAUUUCCUCAUGCCAUCCUACUACUGUCAAAAGAAGAGAAGUGGGGAUUCAGAGUUAUCUGCCCUUACCAGUAAUGACCAUCAAAGCAUCAAUGGCUCUUUCACUGGCAGCAAUCCUAAUAUUGAACCCGUGCACCAAGAUCUCAAGGACAAGGCAGGAGUCCGAAUCAACAACAUAUCUAAAGAUUUUCCAUCCAAAGAAGAAACAGUCCACGCUGUCCGAGGGCUCUCCCUGGACAUGUAUGAGGGGCACAUCACAGCCUUGCUGGGCCACAACGGUGCAGGGAAGACAACUCUCAUCAACAUGCUGUGUGGAUUAACUCCCCCUACUAGUGGCACUGCUACAAUCUACGACAUGGAUGUUUCUAACAGUGGCGACAUGGAGCGCCUUCGGGCCAUGUGUGGGGUGUGUCCACAACACAACAUCCUCUACGAUGACCUCACCACUAAGGAGCAUCUCAUUGUGUUUGCUGGUAUCAAGGGCGUUGCGGAAGAUGGCAAGGAGGAAGCUGUGACAAGGGCUAUGAAAGAUGCAGACAUUUAUGAGAAGGCUGACACAUUUGCCAAGAACCUCAGUGGAGGACAGAAAAGAAAGCUGUCUGUUGCUAUGGCACUCAUUGGAGACCCAAAGAUUAUCUUCCUGGAUGAGCCAACGGCUGGGAUGGACCCUUUCUCACGGCGCCAUCUUUGGUCACUCCUGCAGAACAGCAAAAAGGGACGCAUUAUCUUGUUGACGACUCAUUUCAUGGAUGAAGCAGACAUCUUAGCAGAUCGCAAGGCCAUCAUCAGCCAUGGCACUCUCAGAUGCCUAGGAUCUUCACUGUUCCUCAAGAACAGAUUUGGAAUUGGCUACCAUCUGAACAUGGUGGUCGAGCCUGACUGUAAUGCAGAGACUGUGAGCUCUGUGCUCAGUGAGCAGGUCAAGGGUGUCGAGAUGAAACGCUCCCAUGCCAAGGAGUUGGCCUUCACCUUGCCCCUCUCGGAAGUGUCCACUUUCUCAAAUAUGUUUUCAUCCCUGGAGCUGAAAGUUAACGGGACAACUCAGGCAGAAAAGCUUGGUAUAAAGAGCUAUGGUGUUUCAAUGACAACAUUGGAAGAAGUAUUCCUCAAACUAGGUGAGGACACUGAUGAAAAUCCUGCUCCUGGACGUGGAAUUGAAAACCCUGCCUAUGAUGAAAAUGGUCUCAGAUCCACUCAGCAAGUGUUUUCCGAAAGUGAAAGUCAAGUGAACAUAGAGAUGAAGGAUCCCUCGAACCCUACUCAAAGCUUGGCCAAUAGACCCACAGUCGAAAACCUGACAUCACAGCGAUUCUGGGCAUUAAUGAAGAUUCGAUUCCUAAUUAUCAUUCGGACUCCAAUGGCUGUUAUCUUCCAAAUCCUUCUCCCCAUUGUAUUUGUGGUGGUGGGCUGCGUCCUCAGCACCCUCGGCUCAAGCUCCGCAGAUAGCUCCAAUCCAAAGCCAGUUUCACUGUUCGCAACAUCUGCCACGUAUGCUUCCGCUCCUCUGGCAGCUAUUGACUCUCAAAAUGAUGCUGAUUCCACAACGUUUAUCUCAAAAGUAAAUGACACCUGGCGAGUUGAUAAAAAUCUCAACAUAAGCCUGUUGUUGUACCCAAACCACUUUCUUGGCUUCAACCUUCAACAAUAUCAGACAUCGAACAAUGACAUCAACUACACAGCGUUGUACAACACAACCGCACUCCACUCCCUCCCCACCAUCAUCAACAUCAUGUCCAACACCCUGUACAGUAUAGUAACUGGAGGCUCCAACAUCUCGGGGAGCAGCCUCCCGUGGCCGUCCAUCACGACUCAACUUAAAUACAGUGGAUCAGCGUUCUCGGCAACACUGGUUGUGGCCCUGGCAUUUGCAGUUCUGUCUCCUGGGUUUGCUAUGUUCCUGGUUGUAGAGAGACAGACCAAAACUCGAGGCCAGCAAAGAGUGGCUGGCAUCACCUUCAACAUGUACUGGGCGUCCUUGUUUAUACUGAAUUGCACCAUGUUUGCCAUCCCCGUCGUCAUCUGCAUCAUCAUUGUCGGAGCCGUGCCGGUAGCUUCCCUGAGUUCGGCCGGAGCUAUGGUGUCCCUGGUGUUGCUGUUCAUCACCUACAUCCCUGCCAACAUCCUCGUUGUCUACAACUUGUCCUUUGCCUUUGAUGCGUACGAGACGUGUCAGGCAGUGCUGCCCAAUCUCAUGAUAUUUGGUACACUUUUGCCUUAUGUCGCUGUGUCACUCACGGACAUGCUGGGGUCGGCGGAUGCUGCGACAGCUAUCCACUACGUCAUGACAGUCAUCAACCCACUGUACGCCCUAAUCGGAGGCCUGUACUACAUCGACAGGAUUCACAGGGUAUCUCUCAUCGCGAGAACAGAGAUUGAGUUUGGGAUGUACUUCCAAGGCGACAGCAACAUUCUGAUUACAAUUCUCAUGCCUAUAGUACACUGCGGUUUGCUGUACGUCUUGCUGAGGGUGCUGGAUGUACGAAGCACAGGUGGCAAUAGCAAAGAGGCUUUGAACUGUCAGGGAACCUCCAAAGUCAAUGACAUCCCCGAGGACAACCAAGAUGUCAUCGGCGAUGAAGAUGAAGACGUCGCAGAGGAGAGAAACAGAGUUAAUUCCCUUCAAACAGCAGCUCAGGAUGCUCCUGUAGCCUAUGUUCAGAACAUCAGGAAAGAAUUUGCAAAGGACAUCAAAGCAUUCUGUAAGAAAACUAAGCAAAAAACCAACGUUGCUGUGAGGAAUGCAACAUUUGCCGUGGACUGUGGGGAAGUGUUCGGACUUCUGGGACCUAACGGUGCUGGCAAGACCACAGCUCUCAACAUGAUCAUUGCUGAGACUGGGCCAACUAGGGGAAAGGUUAUUGUAGCUGGACACGACAUACGGUCAAGUAUGUCAUCUGCUUUCCAAGCCAUGGGCUAUUGCGCCCAGCAUGAUGCAUUAUGGGAGAAGAUCACUCUACGUGAGCACAUUGAAUUCUAUGGCUUGCUCCGUGGCCUCUCAAAGAAAGACAGUGUAACCAUGGCAGAUGGCAUGAUCGCAUCUCUGAAGGUUGAAGAACAUGCUAAGAAAGGAGCCAAGAAGCUGUCUGGAGGAACAAAAAGGAAGCUGAGCUACGCUAUCAGCAUGCUGGGCAGUCCAGAGAUUGUGCUGCUUGAUGAACCUUCCACCGGGAUGGACCCUCAGUCCAAGAGAUUCCUCUGGGAUACAAUCAGUGGGAGUUUCGAGGGCACCAAGCGAGGCGCCAUCCUCACCACCCACUACAUGGAAGAGGCAGAUGCCCUCUGCUCCAGAGUCGCCAUCAUGGUCAAUGGAAAGAUUGAGUGUCUGGGGCCUACACAGCACCUGAAGGACAAGUACGGCAGCGGCUACCUCCUGGAGGUGAAACUGAAGACAGGGGGACGUGGAGAAGACAUUGAGGCUAGGAUGGACAGUUUGGAGAGCCAUGUUGUAGCUCUGUUUCCACAGGCCUCCUGUAUGGAGAGAUUCGAGGAACGAGGACAGUACAAGAUACCCAGGGAUAAUGUCAAAUCCUUAUCAGAAACUUUCUCAUCUCUUGAACAAACUAAACAAACCCAUGAUGUAGAGGAGUACAGUUUCAGUCAGUCCACUCUGGAACAGGUGUUCCUGGACUUUGCCAAGAAGCAGCAUGAAGAAGGAGAAGAGGACAAUGUGCCGAAAUCUCUGAUGAGGCAGCUGUCUGAUGGGGGAGGAGACAGGGGCAGCGACAGCCGCGGCAGAGGCAACAUCAGUGUGCGCAUGUGAAUCAAGACCAAUGGAGUUCGAUAACAUCUUAGCUUUGUGGUGCACUUUGUAGUGCAGAAGACUCAGCAAGCAUUUUAAAGCCUUUGUCGUGGUCUACUUGUACCAUGCAAUCAUGAACUAUCUGUUGCCAGAGAAGUACAUGCAACAUGACGGAGGUCAUAUUCAGCUGGCCUCACAGUGACAAGUCAGUAAUACUGAUAACUUUAUACAUGCAUUGUACAUUGUAUAUGUAUAUAAGGCAAUGUGAUUUUCUGGGAGGAGUCCAAUUCAAGCCUAGAAUUCUCAAAGCCUGAAAUUAAGCAUUGUUCUGGGCUCCAUUUGAAUUUUACUUUUAUUUUGUGGAUUUAAAUUUUUAAAUGAGAUAACUUUAUUUCUGGGACUUAAUUUUAGUCUAAGUCACAUUUUAAGAAAGUAUUACAUUCCAGGAUAUCUUGAUAAAUAUCAGGAUAUCAGUUGAUUACGUUUCACUGUAUACUGUUUGACAGCAAUGAUAUGUUUAACAAGAGAUAAACACUUUAUACUUGACAUCAUUUUGAAACAUGUAUCUAAUCACCGUAUCAACAUAUUCAGUGUAUACCUUCGUUUACUAAUUUGCGUUCAACUACUGGGCAUAUGUAACUAUAUACUAAUAACAGCAUUAUGGUAGGUGUAGUUUCCAUGGUUACGUACAUGUAUAUAUUGGAGUGAGUGAGUGAGUUAAUAUUUAAAGUCACAUCAGCAUUGUUUCAGCCAUAUCGUGACUUGAGCAAGUUAUGCAUUUAUAUAAUAUCUUAAGACCUGUCGUCGAAGGACAGUAUAACAACUAGCAAAAUAUCACAGAUUCUAAUUGUAAAACUAGUUUUAGAACAAUAAAAUAAUAUUGGAAAGCACAUUAGACAAUCAACAGGAUUCCAGGAUCAACAGGAUUAAAUUCUUGCCAAAAUAUCAGGAGGUAAAUUGUGAUUGAAUUGACAAUUUGAAACUGAAAAAAUCUUGAUCUGAUUAGUUUAAACUUUAACCUUGGACCACACACUUGAAGAGCAUUAUUAAGUCAAGUAAAUAUGAAGUCAUAAAAAUCAAAUUCUCUUCUUACUAAUUUACUUGUAGAUCCAUGUUCAUCUUACUAACGUAUUAAUGAGUGAGUGAGCAUGUUUUUAAGCCGCCUUUAGCAAUAUUCCAGCAAUAUCACGGCAGGGGACACCAGAAAUGGGCUUCACACAUUGUACCCAUGUCGGGAAUCAAAACCAGGUCUUCAGGGUGACGAGCGAACACUUUAACCACCAGGCUACCCAACCGCCCACCCAGAGUAUUAAAUAGUCUGUACUUAAGUUUCUGUAUCCAUUUCUGCAAAUUAAUAUUUCGAAUACGUUUUUGGAGUUCGAGAUUUUGUAUCCAUCAGUGGAACUUAUACCAAGAUGAUGUUGGAUCAAGACCAGGUCCAGUCAAGUUUGUUUCGUGAUAAACCAUUACUGGAAUAGUCAUUCGUGAUACUUCAACAAUGUAACCUAAAAACAUUAAAAGCCAUAAAAUCAUAACCAGCCAGCAGCCAUGAGAAAAGUAUGUUCAUGUGUGAUCCUUCCCCAGGGUUAGAAGUGAAAGGGUCCCUUGAGGUUUGCUCAGCAGUACCUAGGGACCUCGGGACCUCUAGAUAUUUAACAUUGGGAUUAUGUCCGCUUGGCAUCCAUGCAUAUUUUUUAACACUGAUCCAUGUAUACUGAUUAAUGUCAUGAUGUAAUUCCAUAUUAAGGUUAUACAUCUGUUUUUUGUGCACUUCCUGCCAUCAUUGCCACUUGCCAGUUGUGACCAGUUGUAUCCCAUCUGCCACACUUGUAACUGUAGCUUCCUUCAAUCAGCAGCUCAAGAGUCCUGUGAUAAAUGAGAAGAUGUGAUGUUAAAUGAAACCCAGUUAGUUAGUCUGAUGCCACCAGUACUUACACUACUACUGGACAGAAUAUCUGGGACCAAUCCGAAAGUCUCUUUCAUUCAGCCAUUAGACAGGCUAUCUCUGACCAAUCAGAAGGUCUCUUUCAUUCUGCCAUAAGACAGAGUAUCUCUGACCAAUCAGAAGGUCUCUUUCAGUCAGCCAUUUGACAGACUAUGUCUAACCAAUCCGAAACUCUGUUGUAAUAUGUCCUUUCUCAGUCAACCAUUAGACUUAGCAUUACACCACUGCCACAAACAAAUUUGCAUACCGUAUUCGACGUAAUAAGCGCCCCGCUCUAAUAAGCGCCCACGUCGAGAUUUGCAUAUAUAUUGGCAAGUGAACAAUCCCAAUUAGCACUCCUUCCGACCCCUAUUCGCAUAUAAUACGCAGCGCUUCCUUUCCCUAUUCGCGUAUAAUACGCACUCGUGUGUUAUAUGCACACUUUAUUAUUGGCAAUUAAAUUUUGGAAAAAAAUGUAUUUGUCGUACAUAAACAUUUCAGGCUGUCAGCAUAAACCACGAAAUUUAUCUUUUCAACUCCAAAAUAAUAUUCUAAUAAGAGCCCCCUAUUUCUAAUUUUGAGAGCGCCCUGGGCGCUUAAUACGUCGAAUACGGUAUCAGGACUGCGCAUUCUGAAACCGCAGCAGCCAAACCUGGUGCAAGUGUUUCAAUGCAAUUUACAUAUUGUUCUGAAUAAUAUUUAAGAUGUGCUAAUGCACCAGCAACAGUAGUGGUAUGACAUAUCUGUACACAUCAAAAUGACUGUGUUGCUAUCUAUCUGCAGGGCUUCAAAUCUGCUUCAAAUCUGCACCUAGAACCAUACCACCAUUGUAAACAUAGUUUUUAGGAUAUUUUAUCGAAGAAAGUGAACAAUUUCAUGCCAUAUGCUUGUCUGAAUGUGUAGAGUUUUAAGGACUGUAAUAGAUGAAAAACCUAUGUAAUUUGUUGAAUCGAAUAAGUAAGAUAUGACGAAUUUGUUUGAUUUUGUUUUAAUAUUGGGUCAGGAGAAUGAGUAAAAAUAUGAAUUCUCUGUUAUCCAUUUUUCAUUUUUGUGAAAUGUUACAGGAAUGUCAAUUCUUUUUUGUCCGUUUCUUUUAAACUUUAUACUUUUAAAGUUGCCAUGGAACAAAGUUACUCACUAUUUAGAGUACCAGUGGAGACAUCACUUCAUAAUUGUAACCUGUUUAUAAUUGCCGACCACAUACAUAUCCACUAUACAGACAUAUACUAUUUGAAAUGAUCUCAUGUUUACCAGUAGUUUAUAACAGUAAAGACAGGAUAUGUUAUGGAUGACGACUUCUAUAUUCUAUUGCAAUAGUUUAUAAGCUGUUGUUUACUGAAUUUAACACACUGACAUGUUAAAAUGUGAGUUUGAGGUUUUUUAGUGUGCUUGUUUCAAGUAUUGAGAUACAAUUAUUGUUUUUUAUAUGUGUUUGCGUACUUAACAUUAAGCAGGUAUAUUUGGUGUUUGUUUUUAAUACUGUGGUGUAUGUCAACAGAUAUGCUUUAAUAUCACCUUGGAUAUAGAGUGUGAAACAGGUAUUUUACCUGACACUUAUUAACCGAAAUAUUUGGGUCAGAGUUUUACUGUAAACUUGUCCCAGUCAAAAUGGCAUAUAUUUUGUCUAUCAUUUACAUAUAUUUCAGCCUAUGAAAGUAUUGGGUCUUCUUUUGGGCAACGAAACUAAACUUUCACAUAUUGUGCAUUAAAUUUUUUUUUUUUCUGAGAAAAUCAGAUGAAGAUAACAAUAAAAUGAAAUAAAUUGUAUUGGCUUACACUCAUGUGGUACAGCACGUAAUAUAUUGACAACUAGAAUACCAAUAUAUAUUUUACCACAUUUAUUGUAUAAUUUUUUAUUUUUUUUAUAUAUGUUUCCCUUAAUUGUUCCCCCUAAAUGUCAUAGGUGCCAUGAGAAUUGGCGGGAUGUCAUGGCAAGUGGUCUGAAGUCUUUCUGAUCUGGAUCAUGUCAUGUUGAGCAGCAUGGUUUCAUGUCAUGUUGAGCAGCAUGGUUUCAUGUCAUGUUGAGCAGCAUGGUAUCAUGUCAUGUUGAGCAGCAUGGUAUCAUGUCAUGUUGAGCAGCAUGGUAUCUUGUCAUGUUGAGCAGCAUGGUUUCAUGUCAUGUUGAGCAGCAUGGUUUCAUGUCAUGUUGAGCAGCAUGGUAUAGCAUGGUAUCAUGUCCUGUUGAGCAGCAUGGUAUCAUGUCCUGUUGAGCAGCAUGGUAUCAUGUCCUGUUGAGCAGCAUGGUUUCAUGUCAUGUUGAGCAGCAUGGUUUCAUGUCAUGUUGAGCAGCAAGGUAUAGCAUGGUAUCAAGUCAUGUUGAGCAGCAUGGUAUCACGUCCUGUUGAGCAGCAUGGUUUCAUGUCAUGUUGAGCAGCAUGGUUUCAUGUCAUGUUGAGCAGCAUGGCAUAGCAUGGUAUCAAGUCAUGUUGAGCAGCAUAGUAUCAUGUCCUGUUGAGCAGCAUGGUUUCAUGUCAUGUUGAGCAGCAUGGUUUCAUGUCAUGUUGAGCAGCAUGGUAUCAUGUCAUGUUGAGCAGCAUAGUUUCAUGUCAUGUUGAGCAGCAUGGUAUCAUGUCAUGUUGAGCAGCAUGGUUUCAUGUCAUGUUGAGCAGCAUGGUUUCAUGUCAUGUUGAGCAGCAUGGUUUCAUGUCAUGUUGAGCAGCAUGGUUUCAUGCUGAGCUUCAUACUGCCAUGGCCACAAGCUUGAUGUAUUACAACCACCUUCCUGUCAUGACAAGUCCUUCCAGCCCAGACAUCUGUAACUGCCAGUAAUGAAUUUGAUAUAGAUGUGUUUCUUGCAGUUCGUUUUCAAUUUCUUUCUUUUUUCAACCAAACAAUUCCAAAAUUUUAUAUUACUUAUUAUAUUUUUACAGCCUAGAUAUGUCAUCCUUAUAGGCCAGUGUGUUUAUCUUCUGAUAGCUAGUAAUACCCAAGCUAUGAUAUUCAAUGUUGUUUGUGUAGAAUGUUAUCUGGAUAAGCUUAUGUUCUUAUCAAAUACCAAAAUACACAAGGCAUAAUAUAAAAAUACAAAAUUGUUAGGAUUUAAUUAUGUUUAUUUACAAUAAAUAUUAAUUUUAAAUAUAAAAUAUUUUGUCAAAAGUAAAUAGAAAUAUGCAUUUGAAUUUUGAAUUCUUCCUGCAAAUAACUUUUAUUUAUUGUUUUCACUUUAGCAAUACAUAGUGGAGGCUGAGCUGUCAAAAAUAAAUUGUUUUGGCCGAAAAUGAGGAUUGGGGACCACUUUAAGGGGAAUACCGGAAGUCUUUCUUUUGACUUUUAUAUAUUGAGAAGAAAAGUCCUGCGGAUAUUUGGACAAAAAUGAAAUAUUUUUACCAGAUUGUUUUCUAUAGUUGAGAAUAUUUGUAUGUUCAUCUGUCUACUGUUAUUGAAUGAUUGUUUUUAUUGUAAUUUGUUACAGAUUAUUAAAAACUAUUUACAUUUU
Haliotis rufescens (red abalone) is the source of this 11024-nucleotide messenger RNA. Its product is annotated as cholesterol transporter ABCA5-like. The record is from RefSeq and is a predicted model, not a curated record. Gene Ontology annotation, molecular function: ATP hydrolysis activity; ATP binding; lipid carrier activity. The coding region runs from base 589 to 5685 and encodes 1698 amino acids. NCBI's taxonomy places the organism in Eukaryota, Metazoa, Mollusca, Gastropoda, Lepetellida, Haliotidae. Gene Ontology annotation, biological process: transmembrane transport; lipid transport. Gene Ontology annotation, cellular component: membrane; intracellular membrane-bounded organelle. The transcript has 33 exons.